AUGUGGUACCUUUGCGUCUUCUACCACAGGCUCCUCGACUACCGGCGGCCGGAGGUGCAGUCGCUCGCCGAGCUCUUCGGCGGCCCCGGCGGCGGGGCCGCUGUAGAGUGGCGUAUGCCCGAGAAUCACCACGAAGACUCCCCCUUCCACCUCGUCCGCCUCCCCGGCGACGAGCGUCUUGCCGCGCAGAUCGCCAACCGCAGCCUGCUCGUGAAGGGGAUCUAUGAGCUGUGGGGGCAGGGUGCCACCUACGACGAACUGGAGAAGGCGAUACGGGCGUACCCGGACGAAAGGAAGCUGCCGUACCUGACGCCGGAAAGCUCGUUCAAGAUUAUCGUCGACAGCUUCGGCAAGGCGGUCAGCUUCGAAGAACAGAAUGCGAUUAUAAAGAGGUUCACCUACAUUCCAUUCGAGGGCCGUGUUAAUUUGAAGAAGCCCGAUCACAAGUUCUUUGUCUUGGAGACUGAUGAUUAUGGGCCACAAAAUGGCCUGCCACCAGUUGCUCAGAAGACGGUAUUCUUUGGCCGGCUGGUUGGAGCAGCAGAUAGGCAUGUAGUGCCGACAUAUGAGUUGAAGAGCAGGAAGUACAUUGGCCCAACUGCGAUGGAUUGUGAAAUGGCCUUUCUCAUGGCCAACCAAGGGCUCGCACAGCCUGGGAAACUUGUGUAUGACCCUUUUGUUGGCACCGGGAGCAUUUUAGUGGCUGCUGCACAUUUUGGAGCCAUGACUAUGGGUGCAGAUAUUGAUAUAAGAGUUGUGCGGGAUGGUCGUGGCCCCGAUUGCAAUAUUUGGAGCAACUUUGAGCAGUACAAGUUGCCAGAGCCUUUGUGUGUGCUACGAGCAGAUAACAACCUGCCACCUUGGCGUCCAGGAUUGAAGGAGAUAUUUGAUGCAAUCAUUUGCGACCCCCCAUAUGGUGUCCGAGCUGGUGGGCGAAAGUCGGGCGGUCGGAAGCUCCUAAAAGGCAUCAUCCCUCCGUACAUAGUUCCGGACGACAAGAGAGAGAACCAUAUUCCAUCAACCGCGCCAUACAGUCUUGCAGAAUGCGUUCACGACCUUCUCCUCCUUGCAGCGAGAAUGCUGGUGAUUGGUGGCAGGCUCGUCUUCUUCUAUCCUGUCUUGCGGGAGGAUGAUGUUGCCGACGUGGCAAAAUUCCCGGAGCACCCCUGCUUCAAGCUGUUCUCCUCCUGCGAGCAGAUCCUAAGCCUGCGGUACAGCCGGGUUCUGCUGACGAUGGUGAAGGUCGGCCCCUACACAGACGAGGUCGAGAGGAUCGGCGAGGAGCGGCACCAGGAGUUCAGGGAGAAGCACCAGAAAUGGAUGGAGGAGGGCAACCUGCACUCUGCCGUGUUCAGCCCCGCGGAGCAUGAUGGGAAGCCCAAAUUUGAUAAAGAUUCCAAGCCGAAGUACAGGGGCAAGUACGUGUAG
This is a messenger RNA of Triticum turgidum subsp. durum (durum wheat), 1428 nucleotides long. The record is from the annotation of a GenBank genome assembly. Lineage: Eukaryota; Viridiplantae; Streptophyta; Magnoliopsida; Poales; Poaceae.